Messenger RNA from Brassica rapa (field mustard), 3566 nucleotides. RefSeq names its product phosphate transporter PHO1 homolog 4. NCBI's taxonomy places the organism in Eukaryota, Viridiplantae, Streptophyta, Magnoliopsida, Brassicales, Brassicaceae. The record is from RefSeq and is a predicted model, not a curated record. Gene Ontology annotation, biological process: cellular response to phosphate starvation; phosphate ion transport. Gene Ontology annotation, cellular component: trans-Golgi network; plasma membrane; Golgi apparatus. Gene Ontology annotation, molecular function: phosphate transmembrane transporter activity; inositol hexakisphosphate binding.
CUACAGAUAAAGAGAUUUGCCUUAACAAGGUUGAAGAUUAGCUAAACAAAAAGAAACGAGAAAAUGAGAUUUGGGAGACAGUUUGUGUCUAAGAUGAUCCCAGAGUGGCAAGAAGCUUACAUAGAUUACGCUUACCUCAAAACCAUUCUUCAAGACAUCCAAGCCACCCGGAAGAUUUCAGUUUCCAACAGCCAGAGCAAACCUUCCUUCGCACGUAACCUAACCAAACGCUACACCCGCAACGCCUCUGUCUCUGAAAAUCACGUCAUUGUUUUCAACGCAGUCACUCAUGCCGACUUCGAGCACGAUAUGACUUACGAGACAGCGUUUUUGAAGGCGGGAGAGCCAGGUGGAGACUCUGAGGCUGCCUUCUUUAGAACCCUAGACCGAGAAUUCAACAAAGUGAAUAGCUUCUACAAGUUGAAAGUGGAGAAAGCGAGGCACGAGUCUUUGGCUCUGACCAGACAAAUGGAAGCUUUGGUUGCUUUCAGAUUCAGAGUUAAGGAGAAGAAACCGUCUUCCACUGAUUCAGUCUCAGUAGACAUCAAUGCCUUAUCUUCCAAGUCUAAAGAAAAUAGUGAUGUACUGAAUCUUUAUUAUUUUGGAUAUUCAGAAGUGACAGUAGGUGAUCUCAUAAAGAACGAGGCCAAUGAGAGUAUUCUUGAGGGUAUCAGGAUGAACAGAACACUGGAAACUCCACUGUCAGCAAUUAAAACCAUCCUCAAGGUUCAUAAGCAGGAAGAGCUUAAAUUCACAAGAGAGAAUCUAAAGAAAGUCGAGGAGAGACUUCAGAGAGCGUUCAUCGAGUUUUAUCAGAAACUUGGGCAUCUUAAAAACUAUAGCUUCUUGAACACGUCAGCGGUUUCCAAGAUCAUGAAGAAGUAUGAUAAGAUAUCAGCAAGAAAUGCUGCGAAGCAGUACAUGGAAAUGGUGGAUAGCUCUUACCUCACUAGCUCUGAUGAAAUUCAUAAGCUGAUGGUAAGAGUUGAAUCUACUUUCAUUCAACAUUUCUCCAACUCAAACCGGAGACAAGGGAUGAAUCUCUUAAGGCCAAAAGAGAACAAAGAACUACAUCGAACCACAUUCUCCACCGGCUUCUUCUUUGGCUGUGCUACAUCUCUCAUAAUAGCUCUUGCUCUGAUCAUCCAUGCUCGUAAUAUCAUGGGCACACCAGGACAACGAACUUACAUGGAAACAAUGUUCCCUCUCUACAGGUUCUUUGGGUUUGUAGUCUUGCAUGUGGUUAUGUACGCUGCUAAUAUCUACUUCUGGGGGAUAUACCGUGUGAAUUACUCAUUCAUCUUUGGUUUCAAACAAGGCACUGAACUUGGUUAUAGACAUGUUCUACUUCUAAGCUUUGGUCUUGGUACACUUUCUUUGUGUGCUGUCUUAUUAAACCUUGACAUGGAAAUGGAUUCUCAAACCAAAGACUACAGAAUAGUCACUGAACUUAUUCCCCUCUUCCUCCUCGCUCUAGUGGUUGCCAUUACUCUUUGCCCCUUCAACAUUCUCUAUCGGUCAAGCCGGUUCUUCUUCCUCACGGUUCUGUUCCGCUGCAUCGCUGCACCAUUUUAUACGGUGAAUCUUCCAGACUUUUUCUUAGCAGAUCAGCUAACAAGCCAGGUUCAAUCACUGAGGAGUCUAGAGUUCUACAUAUGCUACUAUGGAUUUGGAGAUUUCAGACAAAGACAACGAAACACUUGCAGAUCAAACGAUGUUUUCACAACAUUCUAUUUCAUUGUAGCUGUUAUACCCUACUGGUUAAGGUUUCUUCAGUGCAUCAGAAGAAUAAUCGAAGAAAAUGAUCUGAGUCAUGGGUACAAUGCCAUCAAGUAUCUCUUGACCAUAGUCGCUGCUUGUCUUAGAACAGCAUAUACUCUCAACAGAGGAACCACCUGGAACAUCACAGCUUGGAUUUUCUCAGGAGUUGCAACGCUUUACGCAACUUACUGGGACAUUGUUAUUGACUGGGGUUUGCUUCAGAGAGGAUGUAAGAACAGUUUCUUGAGAGAAAAGCUUCUUGUUCCUCACAAAACCGUCUACUACGCUGCAAUGGUUUUGAAUGUUUUGUUGAGGUUAGUUUGGUUGCAAACAGUUUUGGAUCUGAAAUUCUCUUUCUUACAUAGAGAAACUCUUGUCGCGCUUCUGGCUUGCCUUGAGAUCAUACGCAGAGGUAUAUGGAACUUCUUCAGGCUGGAGAAUGAGCAUUUAAACAAUGUUGGGAAGUUUAGGGCGUUCAAAUCUGUUCCAUUACCAUUCAACUACCAAGAAGAUAGAGAUCAAGACAAUUAGCUGAGCAAGAUAUAUACAUGUAACAUGGUUAUACGAUCUUAAGACAAACGAUUAACGAAAGUGGUUACAUGCACAACGUUCACAUGUUUAGGCUUUUCAAUAAGCUAUUGUUGUAAAAAGCAGACACAACCUUCUGUUAUUUGGUUACUAAAACAAUCACAAGAGGAGAGAAACCUAGUUAUAGACCAGCUUAUAAACAAUGCUGUAAAACUUAAGAGAAAACGCAACGUUUGAGCCAUGUCAACAAAGAUAUAGAGACAUCUCUUUUGGUAUAAUAUCUUUGAUUAAACAUAUAAAGUUUGACUAAUAUUCCUCCCUAACUCCCACAAACUCUGUGAUCACUGGUCCUUUCCUACAGAUUCACAUAGACUGGACCUGUCAGAAUACAUUGUUACAGGUCUAUGCUGAAUGAUAUUACAUCAUCGCACGUUUGACUUACUUUUUUGUAAAACAAUCAUUUAGCUGCAGAUAGAAUCCCAAAAGGGUCUGUCUAUCUUCAAUUGUUUCACAAAGACUAUCAUCAUCCUACUAUAAGUUUUUUCUCUUCUUCAGAUCUAACUAGAUAAAAAUGUCUUCAAUGUAUUUGCCAAAUAAUUAUUCAUAGCUUUUAUUUAUUAAUGAAGUAAAUAUAACAUUAUUACAUGUAAAAAAAAUCCUAAAUUACCAAUGAGUAGCCAUUUAACCUCUUUCAGAAGACACAGCUCUUGAUAAUCAUGAUCCCUAGAGUAAACACAAUGAGAUUCUUAUUAUCUGAAAGUGGCUCAAGGCUGUCCAAAGGAGAGCCACUGUUUUUUUUCUUUCCAAUAGCCUUUCUUCAGAAAGCCUAAACCACCCUUCGAAAAACUAGCUAGAGCUGAGACGGCUAUCAGACAUAUCCUCAAUGGUAGGAGUCGGAAGUCUAUGGGAUUGUACGAGCUAACAGCCGAAAGCUACUGAAUUUGGUAAUAAAUCUUCUGUCAUAAGCCCUUGCUUGCUAUUUGUGGUAAUAUAGGUCUGUGUUCCUAUUAGUAGAGAAGAUCUUAGAGAAACAGUAACAUGAAGAAGCGAAAACAUUCUUUACUAACAAAUCGAUUGUCUGACAAGAUUUGAAUCAUACAGAGGGAUAGAUUUACAUAUUUACUGAAUGCGUGAACAAAAGAAGAAACAAAGUGUACGUAAUACAACAUGAACGGUCUGAGAAGGCAGAGUUUCUUGUGCCACAGGGAAAUGGUUUUAUUAUGCAUUGUUUUAUUUAGAUUCUCAUAACAUCAAGGUAAGCUUUUCCAUCAAGCUUA